Molecule: messenger RNA, 1120 nt
Organism: Anguilla rostrata (American eel)
Lineage: Eukaryota; Metazoa; Chordata; Actinopteri; Anguilliformes; Anguillidae
Gene: smim22
Product: small integral membrane protein 22
Exons: 4
Coding region: 155-403 (82 amino acids)
Biological process (GO): regulation of cell population proliferation
Source: RefSeq, a predicted model, not a curated record
GGCUACGCUCUAUGGUACAAGUGCAGCAAGCAGGCUACACACGUGUGUGCCUUAUUUGCAUAUGCACUCUCAUUUUUGUGUCUCCAGGUCAGGUGUUGCUUAGAGCUACCGGAAAACAUUUAAAGAAAAAUAGAAACAGUCUCAGGUAUCAGCCAUGGCGCAGCAGAACAUUGAGGAAGACCUAAAGAACCAGCUGCAGGACAUCCUAACAAGGCUGCAGUCCAAAAACUUCUUCCAGUCUGACUGGGACAUCGCCUCCUUUGCAAUCUUUUUCAUUUUCAUUGGUAUGGUUCUGCUCCUCAUUCUCCUGGUCCUCAUUCGCUGCUGCUGUUGCUGCUGCUGUGAUGCAGAGAAGCCAUAUAGGACAAAAGUGGGCAUUGAGAAUUUAGCAAUGGAGCCAUAGAAGGUGCAGGGAGUGGAGAGGAGGCCUGACUCAACUUUGCCAAACUCCUGGCAUAUGAAGACAUAAGAGAACAAACAUAUGGAACCAGUUAAAAUCUAUUUCACCACCAGUUUUGAUUCCCACUCCUUGAACUAUGUAUUGCAACGCCAUCGGAAAUGACCAUAUCAAGGGUGGAACUGCUAUACUUAAAAUGUCUUAUGAAUAUGUAUGAAAAAACCUCUGAGUUGUACUUUCUGUAAGUUUUUAAUCUGUGUGGGGAAAAACUUUUUUUUUAAAUAAAUAAAUAAAUAAAUAAAAUGAAUAAAAUUUUAAUGCACUGACUAAUUCCUCAGGGAAAAAGCUGUCUGACCAAGAAGAAAUGUCUGUUUUUGAUAUGAAGUGAGAGCAGUAGAUCAGACUUAUUUUGAGAAGCAUUUUGUGAAUGUCACAACCACAGAAACAAAAAUUGCUAUGUGGGAUUAUUGUUAUUAAAAUAUUUUGCAUUUUUUAAAAUUUUAUUCUAAUUUACUUUCCUUUUACUUUUUGAAAUUAGAAUAUCAUCUGAAAAUUUUAUUUUUCUUGGUUUAAACUUUUGAACCCUGUAAGGGUGUUGUUGAAAUAACAAAAUUAACACCUUUUUCACUAUAAAGUAGGUAAAAAAGUUAAAAGGAAUCAAUGAUUGUACCUUGUGUAUUCUUUCAAAAUAAAAGUAUGGCUUAAAUUUUUUAUGAAAGCACA